UACAAAUGGCCGUCAAUUUGCAAGUUCUGGCAAGAUUUUGCGGUUAUUUUGAAUAAUUUUCCUUUUGAACAUUUUAACAGCUAUUUUAAGAAGUAUUCAAAUUAUGGAGGACUAAAAUAUAUAUAUUCUCGUGAUAUGCAGAUAGCAGACGUAAAUGCUGAAUAGGCUAGAGAAUAUUUACAGGUAUUGAAGCAUGGAUGGUGGAACUAACGAAGCGGAUCACUGGCGAGAAGUUGCUGCCCAGAAAGAAAAAGAAUGGAAACAAGUCACUGAGCAAAGAAUAAAUGCCCUGGAACAUGCAUGUCAGGAGAAAGAAAGACAGCUGACAGAACAACGAGAAAAGUUUCAAAAACUGAAGGAAGACUUUAAAUAUAAUUUGAGGCUUCUGGAGCAAAGGGAUCAGGAAUUAGACCGAUAUGAUGCAACAUUCUCUGAUAUAAAAGCUCAAUUGAAUGCCAAGAAUGCGGAGGUUAGUGAGUGUAAGAUACAUGUAGAUGAGUUAAGAACCCAAGUCAACUGUGAGGUCAAGUCACGGGAAGAGUUACAGCUGCACUACCAGGCCAGGCUCCGUGAAAAACAAGCAGAGAUUGAUUCAUACAGAAAUACAAAAGAUGGAGAAAUACAGGAAGAGCGAAAAGAGUUUGAGUCAUUCAAGCGUAAACUUCAGCGUCAACUCACCCAAGUGGAGGAAGAAAUGGAUGCUCAAAAAAGGGAACUAACUACAGGUUUUGAAGAAGCAAUGAGAAAAAGGGAACAUGAGUUCAGAUUACAAGCAGAUGAAAUGAGUGCAAAAGUACUGGAGCAUGAAUUAAAGGCAAAGUUACUGAGCAAGGAACUGGACCUGGUUCGUUCAGCCCAGGAGAAGAACAGUCAAGAGUUUGAACAUGUAGAAAAUAAUCACCGUGCUCUUGAGAAAAAACUGAAAGAGAAAGACUGGGAGUUACAGGAUUUAAGAGCUAUGAAAGAUGCAAAUAUCUCUGACCUGGAAAAUCAACUACAGCAAAAGGAAUCUGCUAUGAAAAGAUUACAGGAAGACUUUGAAAGAAAACAUUCAGAAAUGGAUAAAUUCUGCCGUGAAAAAGAAAACACCCUAUCAACAGCGAAAGAAGCAUUUGCAGAUAGGGAAUCAGAGUUGCAGAAAGAGAUUAGAGACCUCACUUCUAAACUAGAAGAUGCUCAGGUUGAGAUUAGAAAAUUACAGUGGGCGAGUCAAGACUUGGAAAAGGAGAAGAAUACAUACAUUGAAAAACUACAAGUACAGUCACAGGAGCUUAAAGAUAAAUGGGACAAACAAAUAGGGUGCAGGGGUAGAAGAAAUGUCUUGGAAACGGAAGAAGAGAUGGCGCAGCUACAUGAACAAAAUGAGAACUUAAAGAUGGUAAUAAAGGAGAUGAGAAGUCAGAUGGAACAGCUUGGACAUGAGAUACCCGUUAGUAAAGUGGAAUUACAGAAAGAUAGCAAUUGUGCUGAAGAUUAUGUAACUAGCCUUGAGAAAGAAUGUCGAAAUCUUCGUAAAAAGAACCGUGAGUUAGAGCAGGAAGCUGAUGUUUCGCGGAGGUUUGGGCGUGCUGCAGCACCACCUACCCCUGCCAACGAAGACCAAGUUUUGACAGAAGUAAAAGACAACAUUCUUGUAAAGAACCAUAUACAGUCACUGAAUGAAAUUAUUGGUUCAUUACGAGGAGAGAAGGUUGACUUGUCUGCCCAGCUAAAGAAACAACAAGCCCAUCUUUUAUUUCAAGAGAAAACAAUAGAAAACAUAAAGAAACAGAGAAAGGCAAUUAAAAAGUUGAGAAAAGUUAAGUACGAGUUAGGAGCAGCAACGCGCAGAUCUCACACAGAGUUGUCUAGUCUACGCCAGAAAGUCUCAGAACUUGAGCUACAAUUGCUGGAAGCGAGGAAAGAGGCUGAUGAAUAUUAUCGUAGCAAUCUUGAAAGAAAUAUGGAGGUCACAGCACUUGACCAAGAGCUUUCCAAUUUAAAACUUCAGUUGGCAGAGAAGAGACCAGGAAUAAAUUAUGGUGCUCAGGUAAAAUUCUCUUUAAAUUCUCAAAAAUGUUUCAAAGAGAUGCAUGAUAUUCAGAGGAGAUUUAUUUUCAUGGAUUUUGUGGAAUUACAGUAUGCUCAGAAGUACCAGAGCCCAGAAACAGAUGAAUAUAGACCAUCCUCUAUACUCAAGAAACCUUCCACAUUCAGAGACUCUAUGGACACAGAGGUAGAUGUUCGAGCCAGUGUGAAUACAGAGGGAGGAGAGACUGUGGCUUCUAUGCGUAGUGUACCAGACACAGCAAGAUCUCAGUUGAUGAUGAGUAUGUCCUCUAUGGGUGGAGAAUCUCUACAAGAAGUCUGGAGAAUGUUGGAGGAAGCUCGACCAUCCCCCACACCGAGAUUAUCUAGUCCACAUAGACGAUCUACUCAAGAUGAGAAUUAUAACUCUAAUGAAACUGCAAAAGACACAUUGUACCUUUCUGGUAAACCUACAGGACAUCAGAGGCCAAGGUCUGAAAAGAAAUUAUCUGACAAGGCUUCUGGAAAAGUGUUUAAAAAGGUUCAACAACCAUCUGUUAGAAACUAUAAUAUAAGAGAUGAUAGAGCAGCUAGAUAGCACAGGAAGGAAGUGAUAUACGCUGUAACUAUUGUGGUGAUACACAGGAAGUGAUAUAUCCUGUAACUACUGUGAUAUUAAUACACAGGAAGUGAUAUCUGCUUCAACUAUAGUAGCGAUACAUGCUGCAACUAUAGUGGUGAUACAUAGGAAGUGAUAUAUGCUGUAACUACAGUGAUAUUAAUACACAGGAAGGAAGUGAUACAUGCUGUAACUUUAGAAGGAAGUGAUAUAUGCUUUAAAUAUGGUGAUAAUACACAGAAAGGAAGUGAUAUAUGAUGUAACUAUAGCGAUUUGGAAGGAAUUGAGAUAUGCUGUAACAACAGGGAUAAAACACAGAAAGGAAGUGAUAUAUGAUGUUACUAUAGUGAUGAUACAGAGGAGGAAGUGAUAUCUUCAGUAAUUAUAAUCUAACAUGUGCACUUGGCAGGUAUGCACAUAUAUCAGCCAUUGCUCUAGAUCAAACAUCCAAAUUUUUAGAAAGGGCAUUUUCACCAAGUUUUAUAAAGAAACGAAUUGUGUUAUGACCACAAAAUUCUUUUAUCAAAAAAAAGAGAAAGGAAUAACCUAUGCAUUUAUGUGUAGUUCAUGUAUCAAUGCUUUUGUUCAUGAAUGCCUUGAAGAAACAUCUGUAGUGAUUUCACUUGCUUGGAAAAAUAUUUGUUGUAACUAAGAAAGGGAAAAUAAACAUGAAGAAUGGAAGAAUCAACAAUAGUGUACUGUGUAAUACAGAUAUAAUUUUCGUUGCUACACAGUUUUAUGAGCGUGUAUAAGAAGUCAUUUAACUUUGAACUAAACACCUUCUGAAGUGUUAAGCUGGGUCGAAAGAUACUUUAGACUCAGUACUGAUUGACUUAUAAUAGCUGGAGAGAAAUGUGUCAUAUUUAUUUAUCUGUGAUAAUUAGAUAGAAAAAAUAAAAUAUAAUAGAUUUACAAUACCU
Molecule: messenger RNA, 3546 nt
Organism: Mercenaria mercenaria
Lineage: Eukaryota; Metazoa; Mollusca; Bivalvia; Venerida; Veneridae
Product: coiled-coil domain-containing protein 57-like
Exons: 19
Coding region: 194-2605 (803 amino acids)
Source: RefSeq, a predicted model, not a curated record